AUGUUUAAGCCGUUUGUCUUCCCUAGACAUUACAAGCCAUACACUUCAGGAGGGAGAAUUGUUGAUAGAGAACCAUUUGGUGCAGGGCUAAACCAAUGUGUCAUUUGUCCGGUGAAUUCCAGCAUGGUUGCCGAAACUAUAGACAAAAAGAAUCAGAACUGGUUUGUACGGACUAGAGAUGCUAAUGAUCUGAUCAUACAAGUUGGAGAUUCCAACUUUCACUUGCACAAGCUCUCAAUGGUCAUGAGAAGUGGAUACUUGAACAGACUAGUAUUCCAGACAAGUAAUGGUCAUGAGAGAGAUACCAGUCUCAAAAUCUGCAUAGACAAUCUUCCAGGUGGAUCCAAAAUUUUUGAGUUAGUAGUAAAGUUUUGUUAUGGUUGGAAGGUUGAUCUAACAGCUGCCAAUGUUGCUCCAUUAUAUUGUGCCGCACAUUUCUUGGAGAUGAGUGAUGAUUUUGAAGUAGGAAACCUCAUGUCCAAAACUGAGGCAUUUUUAAGCUUUUUGAUAUUUUCAUCAUGGAAAGACACUUUUCGUAUUUUGAAAAGUUGUGAAUCCAUUUCUUCCUGGGCAAAAGAUUUUAAAAUCACAAAACGAAGCUCAGAAGCCAUUGCUUGGAAGGCCUGCAAAAACCAUAAGAAGUUUAGUCAUGAAGAUGAUGAUAUGCAGUGCUUCAGUGUUCUGCCCAAUAAUGUAGAGAACUCAAAAGUAGAAGAUGCACUUGACAAUUGGUGGUUUGAAGAUGUUUCAUCCUUACGAGUAGAUCAUUUCAUUGAAGUGGUUCAGUCCCUAAAAUGUAGGGGGAUGAGAGCAGACCUUGUUGGAUCAUGUAUAGCUCAUUGGACUGUUAAAUGGCUUUCAAGAAUUACCUCUGGACUUGAUAGUAUGACCCCCAAGCAUAUGACACAUCAAUACGUAAGAGUUACAACCGAGUGCUUGAUUAAGGUACUGCCUGUAGAGGAGAAAUCAGUCACUUGCAAUUUUAUGCUUCACCUUCUGAAGAUAGGGUUCGUGACAAAAGUGAACUCUGAUUUGUUGAGUCUGCUUGAAAGAAGAAUCACUUUUUUGUUGGAUCAAUGUCGUCCUCUAGAUCUCUUGGUUAGGAACUAUGGAGAUAAAGAUAGCGUCUAUGAUGUGAAUCUUGUUACAAGGGUGGUGCUGGCUUAUGUUUCUAUCGUCUCAAGAAGUAUCACCCCAAAAAUGUUUGCUGUUGGAAGGUUGGUGGAUGGGUAUCUUACACUGGUGGCAAAGGAUGAGAACCUCAAGAUGAGUAAUUUCCGGUUACUAGUAGAAGCAUUGCCUAAGGAGGCUCGUUUUUGUGACGACAAUCUAUAUAGAGCCAUUGAUAUGUACCUCAAGGCGCACCCUAGCUUAACAGAAGAAGAAAGAAUGGCUCUAUGUGGAUUCUUGGAAUAUCACAGACUAUCCCAAGAGGCUCGUGAACAUGUAGCAAAGAAUGAUCGGUUGCCUGUGACGAUUACAGCACGGUUUAUUCUUCUUGAGCAAGUUAACAUGACAAGGUCAAUGACAGCUAUUGGCUCAAAUUACCGAAGAACAAAUACUCAGGCAAUUGUGAGAGUGAACAAAGGUGUAGGUAAGGGGUGGAUGAAUUCCCAGAAGGAACUAAACAUGAUGACAAAAGAGGUUGAAACAAUGAGGGUGCAACUUAAUGAUCUGCACAUGUGUAAAUUAAAGCUUCAAAAUCAACUGAAAGGAUGUAUUGUAUAG
This is a messenger RNA of Argentina anserina (silverweed cinquefoil), 1728 nucleotides long. RefSeq names its product root phototropism protein 3-like. The coding region runs from base 1 to 1728 and encodes 575 amino acids. Lineage: Eukaryota; Viridiplantae; Streptophyta; Magnoliopsida; Rosales; Rosaceae. The transcript is spliced from 4 exons. Gene Ontology annotation, molecular function: protein binding. The record is from RefSeq and is a predicted model, not a curated record.